UAAAUUCUGAAAACACAAUAAAUAAAUUGAAAUGGGAAGAAAGAUAAACGAAACCUCCUUGUAAGUCCUAGUGUAAACACGCACACAGAGCACAAUAAAAAGCAAAAUAAUACAAAGGGUGCAAAGCGUCAGGAUCGGGCUGUAAGUAAUUAGGGUUUCUUUCAGAUUCAACGCGUCAAAAUCUUUUGGCUCACUUCCUCAUUCUGUGUUUUCUUCUGAAGAUUUUUGGUCGAACCGAAUAGGGAUUCUUGGUGUAUUUUUUGCUGAUUCCGUUGAACUGGAAGGUCGUGAAAAGGGUUCUUGUUGAAGGUUUUGUGUUAGUCAUAGAAGUGGUGAAAUGCUAGAGGACGACCUGGUGGAGCUGAAAUUUCGGUUGUAUGAUGGAUCAGAUAUUGGUCCGUUUCAUUACUCGCCAACCUCAACGGUGGCCAUGCUGAAAGAAAGACUAUGUUUGGAGUGGCCUAAAGAUAAGAAGUUAGUGCCCAAGACUGCCAAUGAUAUCAAGCUAAUUAAUGCUGGAAAAAUUUUGGAAAACAACAAGACUGUUGGCCAGUGUAGAACACCAUUUGGUGAACUUCCAAAAGGGACCAUAACGAUGCAUGUUGUAGUGCAACCACCAAUAACAACAGCAAAAACAGAGAAGAAAGCGGAUGAAGCCCCGAAGAAAAAUCUUUGCGUGUGUACCAUAUUGUGAGAGAGUUGCCGCUAAUUCUAGGCCAAGCUUUCCCCACCUUGGGAUUUGCUGGGAUGGUCUUGCCCAUGGAAUUGAUUUGCUGGAAACACAAUAAUUUGUAUAAUGGAGGGCAUUCCUGCUUAACAGUCCACGAUGGUGAUCAUGUAUUUGCAUUUUAUAAAAUGGGUGUUCGAUGUAUUUGGUAGCUGUAAUCCAUAUUUUAUUUCUAUUUUACAAGGCUUUUGAGUUCA
Messenger RNA from Mangifera indica (mango), 924 nucleotides. RefSeq names its product membrane-anchored ubiquitin-fold protein 4-like. The record is from RefSeq and is a predicted model, not a curated record. Lineage: Eukaryota; Viridiplantae; Streptophyta; Magnoliopsida; Sapindales; Anacardiaceae. Gene Ontology annotation, molecular function: protein binding. The coding region runs from base 338 to 694 and encodes 118 amino acids. The transcript is spliced from 4 exons.